CUUGGGCGUGGCUUGGCGCAGCCGUGUCGCAGUUGCCGCAUUUGCCGCAUUUGCUGCAGGCGCGAGGUUGGGUGCAGGCGGCUGUCUCACUGAGCCUCGAGGCAUCGACGGACAGACGGACGGACGGACGGACUGACGAUGCCGCGCUCCCACAGGUCUCACUCUACCGCGCGGCGCGCUGCCGCAGCUGCCACCACCACCACCGCUGCCACUGCCACCGCCACAGAGCCCCCGUCUGAGGGCCCUCUGGCUAUGACUUUCAAGAUUUUUCUCCUUUUUGCAGGACUUACUGUUAAAGUUCCUGUGGGGUUAUAUUUUACCUGUAAAUUACUUCUUUUCCAGACUCUGUUGAUGAUGUCCCCUGAUGACAGCGGCUUUUACGCGACCAUUGUCUCAGUGGUCGGGCUGCAUGUGGUGCUGGCAAUUUUUGUCUUCAUAGUGUGGAAGGAGGGCUUGCCCCAGUGGCGGGAAGAGAAAGACGAAUAGAGCAGCUUCUUCUAAAGAGCUGCAAACGGGGUGGGGGGUAUACCCAAAGGGUUUUUCGUUUUCUUUCUUGUUUGUAUUGAACGUGCUUUUUGUUGUUGUUGUUGUUGUUG
Molecule: messenger RNA, 596 nt
Organism: Cebus imitator (Panamanian white-faced capuchin)
Lineage: Eukaryota; Metazoa; Chordata; Mammalia; Primates; Cebidae
Product: vacuolar ATPase assembly integral membrane protein Vma21-like
Exons: 1
Coding region: 139-486 (115 amino acids)
Biological process (GO): vacuolar proton-transporting V-type ATPase complex assembly
Cellular component (GO): endoplasmic reticulum membrane
Source: RefSeq, a predicted model, not a curated record